Messenger RNA from Pseudocercospora fijiensis CIRAD86, 770 nucleotides. RefSeq lists its product as uncharacterized. The transcript has a single exon. Bases 50 to 649 code for a protein of 199 amino acids. The record is from RefSeq and is a predicted model, not a curated record. Lineage: Eukaryota; Fungi; Ascomycota; Dothideomycetes; Mycosphaerellales; Mycosphaerellaceae.
GCCGACUCUCGCACGAUAUGAGGCAAGUGCUAAGCAGAAACUGGGAAGUAUGCACGCGAAACUGCAGAAGCAAUACACCCUGAUUCACGAGCAGGAACAGGAGCACAGAAGACAGGCCAACCUGAACGCAUUUCAAUCCUGGUGUCCUGAUACUGCUCUUCUAGCGGAGCAUCUUUCAUCACUCAGUCGGGUGAUCUCUGAUCUUCGAGCUCACACAGAGCCCGGGAGCAGAUACUCAGGAUUGGUCGAGACCUUUGAAACGUGGGCAGACCGCGCGGAGUCCAUCUUGAUGGAUGCCCAUCCCGGAGCAGCGUUCAUCGAAGCACUCCCUGAGUCAUGGAGAGCGACGCAUACUUCACUGGCGUUGAACAUGCGGUCUAUACAGCGUGAUAUCAGCAUGCUUCCUCCACUCCCGCCAAGAAGUGAUGCCGAGGACCCUUCAAGCUUGGAAAUCAUGAUCGACGAUUGUGUUUUACUGGUUGACGGCAUGCUCAAAGAAUUAGAAGUGAUGACCAAGCUUCAAAAGGAGGUUUUGCAGCGAGGGAAAGCUCGCAUCGACGAGCAGAUCAACGCAUUAAUGUCGACCGGAGUCGAGAAUCGCGCACAAGAGAAGGAAAAUUGGCAGCCGGCGUGGCUCAAUGGUGGCUGAAGGAAGAGGAGCGAUGAUUGUGUGGGAUGAUGAGUUGAUGAGUGGCUCUUCCCGGCAGAGUGAUUGAGAUCUUAAUUGUUUACGAGCUAGCGAAGAUACCCCACGUAUGACCGAUUCGACA